This is a messenger RNA of Myiozetetes cayanensis, 6530 nucleotides long. It is a transcript of the gene RNF170, whose product is annotated as ring finger protein 170. NCBI's taxonomy places the organism in Eukaryota, Metazoa, Chordata, Aves, Passeriformes, Tyrannidae. The record is from RefSeq and is a predicted model, not a curated record. The coding region runs from base 2289 to 3191 and encodes 300 amino acids. The transcript is spliced from 7 exons. Gene Ontology annotation, molecular function: ubiquitin protein ligase activity.
GUGCUGCCCCCGCAGCGUCCUCCUGUGAGCGGGCUGUGGCUUGGCGUGUGGGUGGAGCGGCCCGUACGAGGUUUUGUGCUCUUUUUGGAGUGGGAAAUGACCCUGCACCCACGGACUUUCUCCUGUUGGUGAAAGGGGCAGCCUCUGCAAGGUUUCUCUCUUCUGGUAGUCGAAAACAGCUUUGCGCCCACAGACAUCAGACGUUCUCAUGUUGGUACCUAGUGUGGCUUGGCUUAUGAUAGGAGAGGCCUCCAUAAGGUUUUCCUUUCUUUUUUGAAGCAGAUUGUGACUUACUUUCCACACAACUUUGCUCUAGUAAAAAUUAAAGAGGAGGCAACUUUCCAGUAUCUGAAGGGAGCAUUCGGGGAAGCCGGAAAGGGACCCUUCAUCAGGAGCUGUAGUGAUAGGACAAGGAGAAAUGGGUACAAACUGAAAGAGGGGAAAUGUAGGUUAGGUAUCAGGAAGAAAUAUUUUACUCUAAGUGUGGUGAGACAGAGGAACCAGUUGCCCAAGGAGGUUGUGGAUGCCCCAACCCUGUCAAUGUUCAAGGCCAAGUUGGAUAAGGCCUUGAGCAAACAAGUCUAGUGCGAGGUGUCCCUGCCCAUGGCAGAGGGGGUUGGGACUGGAUCGCCUUGAAGGUUCCUUCCAACCCUUAACAUUCUAAUAUUCUAUGAUUUAUAGAAGUUACCUGCUUAGCACUAGCUCCAAAUGGUGACUAGGAAGAAUUUCUCCACAGAAAGGGUGAGUAGACAUUGGAAUGGGCUGCCCAGGGAGGUGGUGGAGUCACUGUCCCUGGAGAUGUUUAAGGAAAGACUGGAUGUGGCACUCAGUGCCAUGGUCUGGUUGACACAGUGGUGUUUGGUCGUAGGUUGGAGCUGACGAUGUCAGAGGUCUUUUCCAACCUAAUUGGUUAUGUGUGAUUCUUCAGGUAAUUCAGUUAAUUUUUAAUCUCAAAGACAAGGAGUCUGUGGCCAGAGAGCUCCUGCUUCCUCACUGUGGCCCAGCCAGAGGAGCUCUCCAUCAGGAUGUGAAGGGGUGACCUGAAGAGUUUCAGUAACUUUCUCGGUAGUCAGUUAAAUUCUGGCCCAUCUGAAGUUUGCAAUGACAAUGUGAGGCACCAUGAUAAGUUCUGCAGUUCCCUAUCAGUUAACAACUGGCCUGACAUGCAACAACAUGGAGUACCAGGCACAGCGCACUCGUACCAGCUGAGAAUCGGAUAAACAGCCAAGAAAGGAAGGGUUGCAAAUGUAGAAGCUGCCCCUUUUUGUCUGUUUCUCAGAGUCCUUCCAUUAAAUAAAUUAGCAGGGUGGACAAAAUCUGAGUGCUCCCUUUUAUGUCAGCCUGUUUUGAACUAAAGUGUAUUGUAGAAGCCACAAAACCUUUCAAGUCUUCCCGGUAAAGUACUGUCUCACUGAUCUCAUUGUAUAGCAUGCUGUUUAAGUUAUAAACUGAAUCUCUCUGCAUUUAAAGGUAGCUUUCACAUUUGGGAAUGAGUUUUAAAGUCUUAGAAAGCUGCACAACUAUAACAUUCCAUUCCCAGUUUUAAUGUGUGCUUUGAGCAAUAUCCUUGGUACUUUCAACAGACAGUGCUUACACAAUAUUUUUUAAGGUUUUCUGCCUUAUCUUCCUUUAGAUCCCGUUUCCUACUCUGCUUUGCUUGUUGCCAUGAGGUGUAGCUUGUAUUUUGUUGACACAAGCAAAUAUAGUAAUUGCUUUUUGUCUUGUUGUCUCUUUUUGAUGUGAAGUCGUAUCUGCUAAUGUUGCUUUCUACAAUAAGGAAUUCUUGGGCACUUUUCCUGGAAGAGAUUUGGAGCCUCUUCAUUCUUAGCUGAAGUAUUACCAUAUUUCAGUAAACAUUAUUAUAAUUAAGUGACAAUGUUUUCUUUUUCUUCCUGCCUGAUCAGGGAAGUCAGAUAUCCAAAUUGAAGGCAUUGUCAGGCUCUUCCUCAUGCUCCUAUCUGCAUAUGGAUUCAGUUCCACCCUCUGGUUUGUUUAGAACUCUAUACCUUUUGGUAUGUUUUAGCCUUAUAAAGCAGUGCAAGACUUUACUGGGAAUCAUUUUAACAGGUCAUGCAUCACCCAGACAGAUACUUGAAGCAGUAAUGCUAUAUGGGCCACUGAAUUUGUCUUUUUGCUUCAAGCCAUCCAUGUGGUUUCAGGUUCAUAAGAAAAAUGUUUGGAGAUUUUUUUUUUGUUUUCUCAAUAGAAUGGUACCAUAACUUAGGAUUAUUUUCCCUUACAGCGUUGCAUCUGGAGUUUGCAUCUGCAUUAUUUUUAACUUGUGAAGCAUGAUUCCAUCAGCAAAACAGAAUACCUACUUUCUUUUUUUCUUCUUUUUUCUUUUCUCUUUAGGAAAAAAUGUGCCUCAGAGACUGCUGACCUCAGACCUCACAGAAACCUGCUUUACCAGAGCUGUGAUGGCCAGUCACCAAGCAGAAGUUCAGAGUUUGAAGCUAGAUAAUGAUUCAGUUAUAGAAGGAAUAAGUGACCAGGUACUGGUGGCAGUUGUGCUCAGUUUCACUUUCAUUGCUGCUCUGGUAUAUACGCUUUUAAGAAAUGAACAUCAGAACAUACAUCCAGAAAAUCAAGAGCUAGUGCGAGCUCUUCGUCAGCAGCUUCAGACGGAGCAGCAGGAUGCCUCUGCUGGUGAUCGACAUCGCUUUUAUACAGACAUGUCCUGUCCAGUCUGUUUGCAGCAGGCUACAUUUCCUAUAGAAACAAACUGUGGGCACCUCUUCUGUGGUUCCUGCAUUAUUGCCUACUGGAGGUACGGCUCGUGGCUCGGUGCCAUCCGUUGUCCGAUCUGCAGGCAGACGGUAACGUUGUUUUUACCACUCUUUGGUGAAGAUCAGCAGGGUGCAAACCAAGUGUUUCAAGAUGUUAGUGAUUACAAUCGGAGAUUCUCUGGACAGCCCAGAUCUAUUAUGGAAAGAAUUAUGGAUCUGCCCACUUUACUGCGACAUGCUUUCAGGGAGAUGUUUUCUGUUGGGGGCCUCUUCUGGAUGUUUCGCAUCAGAAUAUUCCUCUGCCUAAUUGGAGCCUUGCUCUACCUGGCUUCACCUCUGGAUUUUCUUCCUGAAGCACUCUUUGGAAUUCUGGGUUUCUUGGAUGAUUUCUUUGUCAUUUUUCUUCUGCUAAUAUAUAUCUCUAUCAUGUACCGUGAAGUGGUGACACAGCGUCUGAACAGAUGAAAUGGACGAAAAUGGCCCAAAAGCAGAGGCAGUUGUGGAAUGUUUUAAAAAGAGAACUAUAAUGUAAGUGUGAUAUGGCAAGGUGCCUGUGUACAGUUUUAGUAGUAACAAUUUCUUAGCUGGUUGGCUCAUACAAGUAUGAAGGGUUGAUAUGUGGUGAUGCUUAACUGGAAUUUUUAAUUUGUGCGUUACAUGUGCUUCAUAAGGAGGAGAUUAGUUUUAUUAUGUUGUAAUAAACUACCUUCAUCUACUUCCACCUGAUGAACAGCUGUAUCUAAUCAAAGCAGGAAACACCUUUCUGGUGUGUUGUGGUUUGCGAAAAUAAAAUUCUAGUGAAGGACUUCAAAAAGUAAGUCCGUUUGAGUAAUCUAGACAAGCGUAAGAAAAUUCAGAAAUUCUUCACAGUACAGUUAAAUUGUUUGAUUUAACAAUUGUUUGAUCACAAAUUCCUGUUGUGGGCUAGAGUUUUUUGAAAUAAAAGUAGCUUUGUGUGUCUCUGUGAAGAAGAAACCCAAAGACCGCGUUACAGUCAUUCAUCACCCCGCAGUUGGUUGUCCUCCACCUGCUUCACAAAAGCAAGGGUAACACCUCUAGUAUUGCUUGAACUGCACUGUGUACAGUUGCAUGCAGUUCAUGCCAUUUUGUUUUUGUAUUUGGGAGUUUACACAGGGAAUCUGACCUGCAUUGAGAAGCCAGCAUCACGCACACCAGAGUGGUUCGUGCUGCGCUCCUGGAGUGGGAGCAUGGUUUUCCUCCUUCAGACUUGUUUGUUUGGUAGGUGUGUAUCAUGGAGGAGAGGGUUCUGUGCUGCUUUGGGUCAAGGCAAUGUGUCUGAAAUGAGAGUUUGCAUUCCUUUAGUUGCUUUAAGACAUUUAGCCGAUUGGAGGGGACCCUCAAGUUUCAGAUAGGAAUGAAAAAAAAAGCAGUCAGAACUGGAUGUUUUCACUACCAUGUUCAUGAACAGUGUAGAUGUUAACCUGAAUGUACAUUCUGCAGUACAAUUACUAAACAACUUAGAUGCUGGGGUGUUUGAUUUUCAGUUGGAGUUUUCUUUUUUGGUUGGUUGGUUGACUUGGAUGUGGAUAGAAGGUGUUCUGAAUUACCUUGAAAAAUAUCUGUGAUAAGGGACCACAAAGAAAUCCUGGAAAUGUUUUCAAAAAUACCAGGGUAUUAAUCAUCCCUAAAGCUGAUAUUUUUUUUUUUUUUAUGUUGAAUUUGAGCACAGGCUACCAUAGCAAUUUGAAAAUACUUUCAUUUUAAGCAGGGAACGCCACUAGAAAGGUCCAGGAUGUGACAGAUCAAUGUAUUUUUUAGUUAGAAGAAUGAUGAUUGCAAUUUUUUUUUAACUUCCUGAGUACUUGAAAGACAGUGAAUUGACAGAUGAUUCUUAGCAUGUUUACAUAUAUGGGAUGAAACUUAGGAUGAAAGGGACCUUUUCACAAUUUCUGUGUUUUUCCCGUGCAGGUGUCUUUCCACAGUUUCUAGCACUUAGGUAUGUGCAGGAAGAUGACAGAGCUGGAACCUGAGGUGUCAGUGGUUUGGGGUAGAGAUUGUCCUUCACUGUCAGUGUUUCUGAAAAUCCAGAAACAUUUUAAAAAUGUUAACAGAAAGCUAUUUUUUUCCUUAUUGCUGUUUGUUAGAGGUGUGCAAGAAGAGAAAAAGGAAGUGCAACAAGGGUAGGAGAAGGACAGCUAGACAGAAAAUUACGUUUUUGGAAACAAGUGCUAUUGGUUUUUGCAAACUCACUGUUCUUGAGCUUCUUGGUUGAGCUUUUCCCGUUUUGUUGGCACUGGUGAUAGUUUAGUGGCUACCUCAGUCAAAAGUCAUUAAAGUAUUAUCAAGUAAGCAUGGGGUGUUUAUAAGCUGUUAGGUACAUUUAGAAAACAAGAUAGUGGUUUAGGAUGUUAGAUAAGACAAGAUUUCACAGUUUUGCUGGAAGUACUGUUUUGGGGGUUUUUUGUUUUCCUGAGAAAUCCAGCUGAGGGCAAACUCCAAAAAUUUAUUUUUAAUUGAGUAAAUUUAACACCCCCUUUCCUCCUGGAGUUUAACUUGAAAAUCUGUUUAGAGAAGAGUGUGAACUGCUGUUGUACAAUAACUGGAGUCCAUUCGUAGAAGUUGUUGAUCUGGUAUCUCCUCCAUAUUUUUAUCCUAUGAUUGUGUUUAUAAUUCUCCUACGGUUCUCUAAAUCCAGAGUAGAUAUAGAUGCACAUGAACCUGCUUAAUGAUUUGUGUCCUUUGAGCUUCCCAAUCCCACAUGCUACUGUUAAGUUCAUGCAGAAUUACCCAUCCAGUUUAAGGGGUCUGCUCCUAAAGAGUGGACCUUCUUGUGUACCUGAAAUCAUACACAAACCACAUCUGAAAGCCCAUAUGAAGUUUCUCCGUGUUCCUUUUCUUCAGUACAUUUCUGAUGGCCAGAAGGGUUUUCACUCAGAGGCUUCUGCUUACUUUUGAAUAUUGGGUAACAUUGUAAGCUUAAAUUCAACACAUUAAAUGCUUGACAGAAUUAGGACCAUCCUUCCUUUUCACCAGCACGUGUGCUUGCUUGUGAAUACUUUUUUUUUUUGGUCCUGCAAGCUGGUGACAAGCAGUAUUACGACUUGCUCAGGCCUUUUUGUGUAAUGUGAAGAUGCAUCUGUCCUGCAGCGUCUGGCUGCUGCUCCUUUACACAAAUCUGAAAUAGCUGUAAAUUAGUUAUCUUGGGUACUUAGCUUGGACUUAACCUAAACUCUAGAGCUCCCAAGAAGCUGAAGAUUAAAACAUGAGCGUGUGUUAUUCCCGAACUGUGUGCUGCCAAGUUGUUCUGGCAGCAGUGUUAAAGGUAAAGGCUAGAGCUGAGCCCUGGCUUCGGGGUGUGAAGGAAAUACCUGAUGAUGUGUGCAGAGUGACUGCAAAUGUGCUUGGUUUUGUCUCCUGGGAUGGGGCAGGCAUGUCACUAAGGGGGGGAAAUAAGAAAAUGGAAAACUAUAGCAGGAAGAGGUACAGAGAUAAAAUACAGUCCUUAAAAGAUUACAGUGUCGCCAGAAACUUUGUGAAAUAUAUGAUUGUUCCAGCAAUAUUAACAAGGAGGGAAACAAAAGUUGUAUUUAAUAGCUCUUACACAGUAACUUGUAGCAUCUUGAGGCCUAAUGGUCAUCGCUGUAUAGAGCAAUCUGUUUCUGUGCUGUUCGUGUGCCACACCAGUGAUGUCUGUGAGGACCAGGCAGAACGGUGUGGUUUGGGGAUACAAUUUUGCUGUAAGUUUCAUAGAACUGUAGCACUAUGUUACACUAGAUUUUUAAGACAAAAGGAUAUAAAACUACUUGUUGUUACUUUUAAUGAUAAUAAAUUGCUGUUAAAGUA